Molecule: messenger RNA, 1638 nt
Organism: Ceutorhynchus assimilis (cabbage seed weevil)
Lineage: Eukaryota; Metazoa; Arthropoda; Insecta; Coleoptera; Curculionidae
Source: the annotation of a GenBank genome assembly
AUGACUGACAUAAAUGUUUACAAGGUCAAAGAAGACAAUGUAGCUGAGAAAAUCAAAAUGGAACAACAGAGAAUGCAUUACUGGGUUGAUCCCAGUUCAUCCAAGACGCCUCCAAACUUUAUCAAAGUGGAACACAAACCCUUCACAACGUUAAACUUCACAGACCUCGGUUCCCCGUUCGGGGGACACAACGAGGAACCACCGGGUACACCGACGAUGUCAGGCGAAGCCCACCUGGGCCCUCCGACGCCCCACGACUCCAGCAACUCGACUCCGGUUUCGAAAAGUGCAUUCAUCGAACUCCAACAACACGGCUACGGUCCUUUGAGGACGUCGUAUCAACAUCAUUUUAAUUCGCCAGCGGGAAAUGCACAUUCCGGACCUCCCGGUUCGCACGAUACGGGGUUUCCUAGUCCCAGGGGGGCUUUGGGGGCUUAUCCUUUUCCUCCUAUGCAUCAAAAUUCUUAUACGGGAUAUCAUUUAGGAUCGUAUCCGACGAAUUGUCCGCCUUCACCGAAAGAUGAUGAAAAAUGUUUAUCGUUGGAAAGGCCCUCGGGCGGAGGAAAAGGCAAGAAAAUGAGAAAACCACGCACAAUUUAUUCAAGUCUUCAACUGCAACAGUUAAACCGACGGUUUCAACGUACACAGUACCUGGCACUACCGGAACGGGCGGAAUUGGCAGCUAGUUUAGGAUUAACACAGACACAGGCUAUGAAUGUUGAGGUAAUUUAUAGAUUGUCCAUGAGGGUUCUUUUAGGGGAACCCACGCAUGUAAAUGCUGUUCAUUUCCAAGAUAUAAUAUUGGACAUAUCCGAAAGUUAUAUCUAUAUCGAGGGGAAGUUUAAGUCGAAAGAUCCGACUAAAAAGUGCUACCUAUCCAAUAAUGCGCUAGCCUUUCUGUUCCAUGAAAUUCGAUAUGAAAUGGGUGGUGAGCAGGUGGCAGUUGUUCCAAAACCUGGAAUUACAACAACCCUAAAAACAAUGGUAUCCUUUGGUGCUUCACAACUGAAACCCCUUCUAACAUGUGGUUGGGGAUUGACAGAAGAUGAACAAUAUAUCAUCGAUUCUACUAGUACUAGUCACAUGUUUUCCGGUACCCCUAAAGUAUUUAAUGGCUUUUGCCGAGGACUACACGAAGGGGAUCUUCAACGUCAAGCAAGAGCUUAUAUUAAUAAUUGCUCGUACCUUGUGAAAAUCUGGUUCCAAAACCGGAGAAGUAAAUACAAGAAAAUGAUGAAAGCGGCCCAAGUACCUGGAAGUACAAACAACAACGGAAACUCGAAUUCGCAUUCGGCGCUGCUGGGCGGCAAUGGUAACAUCCCGUCGACGAGUCCGGGACCGCAAAGCCAAAAUAUGAUGCAAGGUAGGAUCAAACUCGAAGGUGGUGGAGGUUCGUCGAGCGGUUCGCCAGCGACAGGCGGUUACAUGCAGCACCCUAGUCCUACGCCGAGUUCGACUCCCGGUUCCGAUAUAUCGGGACAGCCGGCGCCGAGUCCCGUCGGCGGUUGGGACGUGAAACCUCAGCAACCAAUACACGCGCAUCCUCCUCAUCCGGCGCCCCAUCCCCAUCCAGCUACGCAUAACUACCUCCCUCAGUACUCGUGGUAUCCGACGGAUAAUCCUGGAUUAUUAACGUGA